ACGAUGUUGUGUGUGUGACUUCCAGUUGAUGUCUAAGGGUUCAGAGCCUGGCUCGUACCCAUGCACCCCCACCGCCAUCCUGCCCCGAUCCGCUUACUGGCAUCACAUCACUGGAAACCAGAGCGGCAUGGACCCCGGCAGCGGUGAUGCCGCAGAAGACGACCUGCUGUCCACCCGCCUGCCUCCUGACCGCCACGCCACACUGCCCCUGGCAAACACACAUGCACAGUCCCAGCCGCACAUACACACACACUCCCCGACACACUACCCCACUUACCCUGGACAGUGACACAGACACACACAGAGAACAAGACAAAGACGUUGAAAAAAUACACAAACACACACUUAACCACAUGCAUGGAGGC
Scomber japonicus (chub mackerel) is the source of this 365-nucleotide messenger RNA. Its product is annotated as docking protein 4-like. NCBI's taxonomy places the organism in Eukaryota, Metazoa, Chordata, Actinopteri, Scombriformes, Scombridae. The transcript is spliced from 2 exons. The coding region runs from base 29 to 289 and encodes 86 amino acids. The record is from RefSeq and is a predicted model, not a curated record.